Cuscuta campestris is the source of this 895-nucleotide messenger RNA. NCBI's taxonomy places the organism in Eukaryota, Viridiplantae, Streptophyta, Magnoliopsida, Solanales, Convolvulaceae. The record is from the annotation of a GenBank genome assembly.
GAGUAGUUAUUCAAAAUAAGAUAUGUUUAAAAUAUUUUAUUUCAUCGAAUAACUAAUGAAAAUGUAUAAUUAAAUAAAAGUCCAUGUCCAAAGUUUGAUGGAUUCUAAAGACCCGGGAAUCUAUCACAACGAACCCUAGCGAAAAUUGUUUCCUCUUCUUAUAAAGAAGCCGAAAACCUCCCCAGCCAUUGCAAGUUUGCAACACCAUAUCCUCUUUUCAUCGGUUUUUUGCAGGCUUCAGCUUCCCACAUCCACCACGUGGCAUAGAAAUUUGCGUCUGGAGAGAUUUCAAAACUGUGGCUCUGGAACCAAACGCAUGGAGACAAAUGUUAACUGUGUAUUUUGAACUGGAUGAUCGGAUUGAAAUUGGACGGGAACUCUUCAAGUAGACAAGUUGAUGCUGAAGUUCAUGAUGAUGAUGGUGCAGCCCCUGAACAAACAACAUUGGAAAAACUGCAAGAGAAUGAUGGCAAUGGCAUGCAGGGAGACACCAAAGAACAAAGCAUCUUGGCACCUAAUUGGAAAAGGGAAUUCCACGACGAUUGGCAUAGAAAUGCGGUUCUGAAGAGAUUACGUAUGAGAGGCUCUCUGCCGAAGCGCAGAAGGUUUCGCCAUGCAGUUGGCGUGAGAAUAAGGAAGUUAUGCUCAAAGUGAUGAAUGACCACCCUGAGAAGGAUGAUUGUAUUUAUACUCCGUAUCUAUCUAUUUUCGCCUUUAACAAAUGAAUGUCAAGGACAUGUAUUGAUGCAAUGACCUCCCCUUUUUAAAAGUGUUUUGAAAUACUUCGUUUAAUGAUGUAAAUUAUGUGGUGAAAUGCUUCGUUUACCAAUUUGAGAUGUAUUUGUUGAAACCUAUGGAGGGGAAUCUAAUUUAACAAGAAAAAAUGGAACUCCCC